UCAUUAUUCUUCCUUUUAUGCGAGGGGAAAAACAACACGAAUAAACAAGUUAAAAUUGACAUAACUGUUACUUUGUUUUUAUGCGCGGUAAUUUGCAAAUGUUAUUGUUAGAAAAUAGCUGAACAAGCCCGUCUGCAAGUCUCGUGCGCUGCUGAGGUUCACUCGGGGAUUGUUUGUUUUCAUGCCUCGAUAAAAGCAAAACUAAUUCACGCGAAAUCGCAUACCUUAACAGCGAGGGUUUCAUCAUUUUAAAUUUUAAACCCGUCAAGUGCAUCACGGUCUCCGUUCCAAUUUUGUUCGUCGCGUGCUCCGUUUACUGGCCAUCGAGUCGUUGGCUGAAAGUCUAUGUGAUGUCUAUGAGCAGAAACUCCGCGAAAAUAUGAACGUGCAUGGUGCAGUUCAUUCAUUUACCCUCAAACGCCUACAUCAGAACCUUAGACUACAUAAAAGCGAAAAUAUGCGUCUUUUUUGAUAAUAUGGAUCGCAAGAAUCUAUCUGCUUCUCUGAUAAUAGCAUUUAAAAUACAUCCAUGAUGAGUUAUUCAGAAAAGACUGAGGAUAUUACAAAGGAGGAAUGGAUGGAUAAAUUGAAUAAUGUGCACAUUCAGAGGGCAGAUAUGAACAGGCUCAUCAUGAACUAUCUAGUAACAGAGGGAUUUAAAGAGGCUGCAGAGAAGUUUCGUAUGGAAUCUGGGAUUGAGCCGAAUGUGGAUCUAGACUCUCUGGAUGAGAGGAUAAGGAUCAGGGAAAUGGUUUUGAAAGGUCAGAUCCAGGAAGCCAUUGCUCUCAUUAACAGCCUCCACCCUGAUCUCCUCGACACCAAUCGAUACCUUUACUUUCACCUUCAGCAGCAGCAUCUGAUUGAGCUUAUCCGUCUGCGGGAGACCGAGGCAGCGCUGGAGUUUGCGCAGUCACAGCUUGCCGAACAGGGAGAGGAGAGCAGAGAAUGCCUUACUGAGAUGGAGCGAACACUGGCACUGCUUGCCUUCGACAACCCUGAAGAAUCACCGUUUGGAGAUCUGCUCAACAUGGUGCAGAGGCAGAAAGUGUGGAGCGAGGUGAACCAGGCUGUUCUAGACUUUGAGAACAGAGAAUCUACUCCAAAAUUAGCAAAGCUGCUGAAGCUUUUACUGUGGGCUCAGAACGAACUGGACCAGAAAAAAGUGAAAUACUCCAGAAUGACAGACCUCAGCAAGGGCACCAUUGAGGACCCCAAGUAGAGACUGUAAUCCACAUGGACACAUUUGAAUUGAUUGUCUUAUUUAUGAACAGUCAGUGACUGCAUAGCAAAUAUAAAUCUAUAUCUAAUGUUGUUUUUUUCUUGAUGCUUCUAUAAAAAGGAACUUAAGCAACAGUAUAUGAUUUUAUUUAAAACAAAACUAAAAACCUAAAUUUUUAUUGUAAUCUACCAUUUACUAUGCUGGUAGCCUAUUUUCUGAAGAACAUGUAAUAUUCCUAUGGUACUGUUUUUACUCAUUUUCAGUUUGUCACAUGGGUUUUGUAACUUUUAUUUUAUUUAUAUUUUAUGUCAACCUCUUCACUGGUUUCACAUACAGUAGUAUGUCCUCAUGCUUAUAUUAGGCUGCUUUUAUGGGAAAUAUUAGCUCCUGGAUGGAAAGAAAAAGACUGAUAUAAUAUAACUAUCUUUUUCGUGGAUCUGACAACUUCAUUUUUUAUUUAUGAGAAGCUGCAGAUGCUGAUAAUAUGUGAGUUAAGUGUUGAGUUCUAGACCAUCAUUAAAUAAGCUAUUUUAAUUGCAAAACAACAAAUAUCAUCAUUACAGACUUAAAGCUUUAUGUUUAUGAUUUUUGUCUUUCGUUUUUGUUCACAUUUUGUACUGCCUGUUUGGGAUAAAGUUGAUUUCACAGUA
Carassius auratus (goldfish) is the source of this 1869-nucleotide messenger RNA. Its product is annotated as glucose-induced degradation protein 8-A homolog. Gene Ontology annotation, molecular function: protein binding; RNA-DNA hybrid ribonuclease activity; nucleic acid binding. The record is from RefSeq and is a predicted model, not a curated record. Lineage: Eukaryota; Metazoa; Chordata; Actinopteri; Cypriniformes; Cyprinidae. Bases 530 to 1219 code for a protein of 229 amino acids. The transcript is spliced from 5 exons.